AUCGAUGGGCUCGCGCUGGCUACGAUGGCAAUAUCUCGUUCAUUUGGUUUUUGUCUUCACCCCAUAAAGUUGAUACAACUACAAAAUGGCGGACGCAGCUCCAGCCCGUAGUGGAUUCCGAGGUGGAUUUGGCUCUCGCGGUGGUCGUGGUGGACGUGGUCGUGGUCGUGGACGCGGCGCACGCGGCCGUGGUGGCAAGGAAGACUCCAAGGAAUGGGUUCCAGUGACCAAGCUAGGUCGCCUGGUGCGCGAAGGCAAGAUCAAGUCUUUGGAGGAGAUCUACCUGUACUCGCUUCCCAUUAAAGAGUUUGAGAUCAUCGAUUUCUUCCUGGGCUCAUCGCUGCGCGACGAGGUCCUCAAGAUCAUGCCCGUCCAGAAGCAGACGCGUGCUGGUCAGCGCACCCGUUUCAAGGCCUUUGUUGCCAUUGGCGACAACAACGGCCACAUUGGUCUGGGUGUUAAGUGCAGCAAGGAAGUUGCAACCGCUAUCCGUGGAGCCAUCAUCCUUGCCAAGCUCUCCGUUGUGCCUGUACGCCGUGGCUACUGGGGCAACAAGAUCGGCAAGCCCCAUACAGUGCCCUGCAAAGUUACUGGCAAGUGCGGCUCGGUUUCGGUGCGUCUGAUCCCAGCGCCCCGUGGUACCGGUAUUGUGUCGGCUCCCGUGCCCAAGAAGCUGUUGACCAUGGCUGGUAUUGAGGAUUGCUACACCUCCGCUCGUGGCUCCACUGGUACCUUGGGUAACUUCGCCAAGGCUACCUAUGCUGCUAUUGCCAAGACAUACGCCUACCUGACUCCAGACUUGUGGAAGGAAAUGCCUCUGGGCUCCACUCCCUAUCAGGCAUACUCCGACUUCCUGUCUAAGCCAACGGCACGCUUGCACGCUGAUGCCUAAGGUCAUUGCGAACCAGAGUUUUUGAAUAAACGAAAACACUCAAACAA
Drosophila arizonae is the source of this 939-nucleotide messenger RNA. It is a transcript of the gene RpS2, whose product is annotated as ribosomal protein S2. Gene Ontology annotation, cellular component: cytosolic small ribosomal subunit; ribosome. Gene Ontology annotation, biological process: translation. The record is from RefSeq and is a predicted model, not a curated record. Gene Ontology annotation, molecular function: RNA binding; structural constituent of ribosome. NCBI's taxonomy places the organism in Eukaryota, Metazoa, Arthropoda, Insecta, Diptera, Drosophilidae.